AGAUCGUUUUGAUGGAUAUAUCUUCCUUGACAGCAAAGAUCCAGAAUAUAAGAAGUUUUUAGAAACCUACUGUGUGGAGGAAGAGAAGACCAGUGCCAACCCUGAGACUCUGCUGGGGGAGAUGGAGGCGAAGACAAGAGAGCUCAUUGCUAGAAGAACCACACCUCUUUUGGAAUAUAUUAAAAAUAGAAAAUUAGAAAAGCAGAGAAUUCGAGAAGAGAAGCGAGAAGAAUGGAGGAGGAGAGAGUUAGAAAAAACGUUUGUGGGAAAAGGAAAAAAGAAGAAGAAGAAAGAUGCAAAAAAAAAAAAAAAGAGAGAUAAACAGAAGAAAAUUGCAGAGAAAGAAGUAAGGAUUAAGCUUCUUAAGAAACCAGAAAAGGGAGAGGAACCAACCACAGAGAAACCAAAAGAAAGAGGAGAGGAGAUUGAUACUGGAGGUGGCAAGCAGGAAUCCUGUGCCCCCGGUGCAGUCGUAAAAGCCAGGCCCGUGGAAGGCUCGCUGGAGGAGCCCCAGGAGACGUCACACAGCGGCAGUGAUAAAGAGCACAGGGAUGUGGAGAGAUCUCAAGAACAAGAAUCUGAAGCACAAAGACACCAUGUGGAUGAUGGCAGGAGGCACAGAGCUCACCACGAGCCUGACCGGCUUUCCAGAAGGAGUGAGGAUGAGCAGAGAUGGGGGAAAGGACCUGGCCAAGACAGAGGGAAGAAGGGGAGCCAGGACAGCGGGGCUCCGGGGGAGGCCAUGGAGAGACUGGGGAGAGCGCAGAGGUGUGACGACAGUCCAGCACCCAUAAAAGAGCGACUGGCAAACACGGACCGGCCAGCCUUGCAGCUGUAUGAUCCAGGAGCUCGCUUCCGAGCGCGAGAGUGUGGCGGAAACAGGAGGAUCUGCAAGGCAGAAGGUUCGGGGACUGGUCCUGAGAAGAGGGAAGAGGCAGAGUGAGUCACUGCACGCACCUGGCCUCCAUGGACGAGCGAGGGCAUCCCAGAAACGUGUAAAUGACCCCGAGUGUGACUGGGAAGGAGAACUUAUUCCUUACCAGGAAACUGGAAGCUAAAAAUACAGAGGGUGACAUAGAAACACGCAGAAACCAUUCUAAAGAAAGUAGUGAUCUUGUAUUAAAUUGAGCAGAAUUCUCACAGAUUUUACCAUUCCUGUUAUAAACUAGUAUUUGUUGUUUAGCCAAAACAGAAGAUGAUUUCCACUGGACAGUAGAAAAAUAUGUGUAAAAUAGGGAAGAAAGUUAGUAUUGGAUCAGUGUGAGUCCUGAAGCACUUUCAGUGCUGUGAGAACGACAUCCACUUUGGGUUUCAUUCGUUUGUAAGCAGAGGAGCUGUCAGUCACUCGUGCUUCUCGGUGGCCUCUGAGCCAUGGUGUCGAGUGAAGAGUAGUUCUUGUUUGUUACAACCUUUGUGAGUCAGCCAUGCCUGCAAAGUGUGCUGUGUUUUAGUCCUGGUAGGAAUAUUUAUCAGAGUUCACACUAUAUAAAACCUAACAGCUUCAACUAUUGCCCUUUCAACAGUUUUGCCACUGACCGGAUAAAAACGGUUUCAGUCUUUGGAUGGAUGUGUUUGUGGUUUGUAACCAUUACGGUUUAAACCAUGGUUUAAGAAUUUGCCCAAAUAACAGAAAUUUUGUUCGGGAAGGGAUAAACUAGAUAUAGCAUAUAGAGCCUGUUUUUGAGUUUUAGAUACUUUAUUUGUAAAUAACUUAAAAUAGCUUUCUGAAACCGUGCAUUCUGUAGUUUCUUCCUUUCAGUGAAAUUGCUAAAUGUGAAUGUAUUUUUGGCACUG
Messenger RNA from Pan troglodytes (chimpanzee), 1794 nucleotides. RefSeq names its product regulator of nonsense transcripts 3A-like. NCBI's taxonomy places the organism in Eukaryota, Metazoa, Chordata, Mammalia, Primates, Hominidae. Bases 122 to 943 code for a protein of 273 amino acids. Gene Ontology annotation, molecular function: telomeric repeat DNA binding. The record is from RefSeq and is a predicted model, not a curated record. The transcript has a single exon. Gene Ontology annotation, cellular component: nucleolus; cytoplasm. Gene Ontology annotation, biological process: positive regulation of translation; nuclear-transcribed mRNA catabolic process, nonsense-mediated decay.